Penicillium macrosclerotiorum is the source of this 1338-nucleotide messenger RNA. Its product is annotated as putative toxin biosynthesis protein. The transcript has 4 exons. The record is from RefSeq and is a predicted model, not a curated record. Lineage: Eukaryota; Fungi; Ascomycota; Eurotiomycetes; Eurotiales; Aspergillaceae. The coding region runs from base 1 to 1338 and encodes 445 amino acids.
AUGUCACCCUCUCCGUUUCGCAUCGUCGAGCAUGUGGUGCCUUGCCAGCACCUGCGCGAGUAUCCGGCCGCGACGGCCAAUGACCAGGAACAGCCGUUGCACCUCGCCGUGAAGCAGUAUAUUCCUCUCGACAACCCUCACCCGCGGCCGGGCGAUGUGACGAUCCUAGCAGCGCACGCAAAUGGCUUCCCCAAGGAACUGUAUGAGCCUCUGUGGGAAGAAAUCCAUGCGCGAUCUCAGGCGAACGGUUUCCGUAUUCGCAGUAUAUGGAUGGCUGAUGUUGCUCAGGAGGGAGAGAGCAGCGUGAUCAAUGAAGAUUCCCUCGGCAAUGACCCAAGCUGGUUUGACCACCCACGAGACCUCCUCCAUCUGGUGAACGUCAAGCGGGCUGAAAUGCCCCGACCUAUUAUCGGUGUUGGCCACAGUAUGGGCGGCGCACAUCUUACCCAACUGAGCUUGAUGCACCCCCGAUUGUUACACACUUUGGUGCUACUCGACCCUGUGAUCCAACGGCAGACGACCCAACUAGAUAGCCUAACCCUGUUGAACGAACAAAAGGCUGUCAUCGCGAAGACAACCCAACUCUCCACCCACCGCCGCGAUCUAUGGCCUUCCCGCCAAGCUGCUGCUGAUGGCUUCAAGCGCAGCCCCUUCUACCAAACAUGGGACCCGCGCGUGCUAGACCGCUGGGUCCAGUAUGGGCUGCGCGACCUCCCAACCGCAAUUCACCCCCUCGACGAAAAGACUGUCACUGAUAAGAAGAAUCCCCCGGUCACUCUCCGCACCCCGCUCCAUCAAGAAGUCUUUACUUUCUCACGGCCAAACUACAACCACGUCCCGGGGAGCCAUCAGCCCGUUAACCGUGUAACGCACCCCGAUCUCGACGCAAGUCACCCACACUCGUAUCCUUUCUACCGGCCCGAGCCGGCACGGAUAUUUUCCCAACUCCCAUUUCUGCGCCCGAGCGUGCUAUAUAUCUUCGGUGGCAAGUCUGAUAUGUGUACGCCUGACAUGAUGGCAGAUAAACUGCAAAACACCGGCAUCGGGCUCGGGGGCAGCGGCGGUGUCACUGCCGGCCGUGUGCGUGAUGUCUAUCUCAAGGACUUUGGUCAUCUGCUCGCCCAGGAAGCAGUCAAUGAGUGUGCUGAUGCAGCGGUCUGCUGGCUGGGGCCAGAGCUACGUCGUUGGCGCGACGAGGAAGAGAGCUUCCGCACGGCAUGGAGCAAGAAAUCCAAGAUUGAGAAAAUGACUGUGGAUGCGCAAUGGCUAAAUAAUGUUCCCGCACCGGCACGCCGGCCCAAGAACGGCGAGAAGAAGAGUGGCGAGUCCAAACUGUGA